ACAUCAUCAAUUGUUCGGUUUCAAAAAUUGAUCGCUCUGUUCCAAAGAGGUUACAUCAUCACUCUUCCCAACACACCUUCAUCGUCAUCUUCUUUUCUCUCACCAUGACCCCUUCUGUCAAUAACCACACAACUGAAAUUGAGUUCACUCAUCAUCGUCAAGGCGAAGAAGAAGAGGUACCACAUUUGCAUGCAGAUUCAGCUCUUCCUAUGCCCAACAACACCACAAUGCAGGUGCAUGCAGAUCAAAAGAGUAUCACCAACAAGAGGUACAUGCCCCUUCUCGUCAUCAACUAUCUCUGUCUCUUUGUGGGUUCUCUUUCUGCAAGUUUGCUCUCUAAGUAUUACUUCAUCCACAAAGGUUCUAGCAUUUGGGUUUCAACCUGGGUUCAAACCGCAGGUUUUCCUCUCUUGAUCAUCCCAAUUUCUGUCCCUUAUCUCUUUAAUCUCACAAAAAGGGUUCCCUUCACUGAUUUCACUCCGAGAAUGUUAGUUCUCUCGGUUUCAAUCGGUGUUAUGUUAGGAUUCAACAACCUUUUCUUCUCGUGGGGAAAUUCGUAUCUUCCCAUUUCAACCUCCGCGCUUCUCCUAUCUUCCCAACUUGUUUUCAACCUUCUCUUCUCUGUCAUCAUCGUGAAGCAAAAACUAACCUUUUCAAACGUUAACUGUGUGAUCCUUCUCACCCUGAGCUCCAUCCUCCUAGCCCUGGACUCGAGCCACGAGACACCAAAGGGGAUCACACGGAAGCACUACUUCUUUGGAUUCUUCUGCACCAUAGCCGCAGGCCUGAUGUUCGCGUUCUACCUUCCUCUGAUGGAGAAGAUCUACAAGAGGGUGAACUGCUACGAAAUGGUGAUGGAAAUGCAGCUUGUGAUGGAGUUGGCAGCAACAGCACUGGCCACAAUCGGCAUGGCGUGUGGGGGUGGAUUCGCAAAGAUGAGGGUGGAAAGUAGAAUGGUGUUUGACAAGGGAAGCGUGGUUUACUGGGUGACAGUGAUGGGAAAUGUGGUGACUUGGCAGCUAUGUUUCAUGGGAACCGCAGGAAUGGUGUUCUUGACAUGUUCUCUGACAGGGGGCAUUUGCAUGACAGCGUUGUUGUCCAUGAAUGUGUUGGGAGGAGUUGUCGUCUACAAAGAUGCAUUCGGUGGUUUCAAAGCCAUCUCCACUGUUCUCUGCAUUUGGGGGUUCCUCUCUUAUGUCUAUGGCAUCUACAAACUCAAUCAAAAGGACCAACACAAGGCUCUCACCGGGAACAAGAACAAGAACGACGUCGUCAACAUUGUGGCUUACUGAACUAUGUUUUUUUUUUUUCGUUUGUGUGAUGUAGUUUGUCGUGUCAUCUUCCACGAGUGUCGAUUAUUAAGUAUCAGUUUUAUGUUUUCAGAACGUUGUUGCUUGUAUAAAUUUACUCUUCAGUUUAUGAGUGGUUUUAAUGUAUUAGCAGAAGUUUAUUUGCGU
Molecule: messenger RNA, 1457 nt
Organism: Vigna unguiculata (cowpea)
Lineage: Eukaryota; Viridiplantae; Streptophyta; Magnoliopsida; Fabales; Fabaceae
Product: putative purine permease 4 pseudogene
Source: RefSeq, a predicted model, not a curated record